ACGUUCGGCGGCGGCUGCGGAGCGAUGGCGGCGCCGCUGGCGGCUCCGGGCGGCGCCGGGGCCGGGCCCGGGCCCGCGGCUGGGGCGGCGCGGGGCGGGCGCGGCCCGGCGCUGCGUGAGGGGGCGCGGGUGUCGGCGCUGUGCCUCGCCUGGUACGGGCUGAGCGCCGGCGGCAACGUGGUCAACAAGCUGCUGCUCGGCGGCUUCCCGCGGCCCGUCACCGUCUCGCUGUUCCACAUCCUGGGGCUGUGCGGGCUGCUGCCGCCGCUGCUCCGCGCCUGGCGCGUCCCGCCCGCCGGCCCCGCGCAGCUGCCGCCCCGCGCCUACCCCCGCUACAUCCUGCCGCUCGCCUUCGGCAAGUACUUCGCCUCCGUGUCCGCGCACGUCUCGCUCUGGAGGGUCCCCGUGUCCUACGCGCACACAGUGAAAGCCACGAUGCCGAUCUGGGUGGUGCUGCUGUCACGGAUCAUCAUGAAGGAAAAGCAGACGACGAAGGUGUACCUGUCUCUGAUCCCCAUCAUCACUGGUGUCCUGCUGGCCACGGUCACAGAGCUGUCCUUUGACAUGUGGGGACUCAUCAGUGCACUUGCUGCUACCCUGUGCUUUUCACUUCAGAACAUCUUCUCAAAGAAGGUGUUGAGAGAUUCCAGAAUUCAUCACCUUCGGUUGCUGAACAUCCUGGGGUGCCACGCUGUGUUCUUCAUGAUCCCAACGUGGGUUCUGGUGGAUCUUUCUUCCUUCUUGGUAGAGAAUGACUUGAGCUCCAUGUCUCAUUGGUCCUGGACCUUAAUGCUGCUUAUAAUCAGUGGAUUCUGUAAUUUUGCCCAGAAUGUGAUUGCCUUCAGUAUCCUUAACCUGAUCAGCCCCCUGAGUUACUCAGUGGCCAAUGCCACCAAGAGGAUCAUGGUGAUCACCGUGUCCCUGAUCAUGCUGCGCAACCCCGUCACCAGCACCAACGUCCUGGGCAUGAUGACAGCCAUCCUGGGGGUCUUCCUGUACAACAAGACAAAAUACGACGCAAACCAAGAGGCAAAGAAGCAGCAGCUGCUCCCAGUGACCACUGGAGACCUGGUGAACCUGGAAAGGCACCGAAACCCCCCUGAGAAGUCCCAGAAUGGACUCGCAGCCUUUGGGGACUUCCAGUACGGCCGCAGCAACCUCCUGACAGAGCACUUCCAGCACAGCAGGCAGAGCUACCCAGCAGCCUACAACCUGAACCGUUUUGAUAUUUAGGAUCCUGGCAGACAGGUACAGACUGUGAUAUCAAAGUGUCCCCAGCAUUAUCAGCAAACUUUCAGUACAUCCAUGAAUGUCACCACGCCAUUGAACUGUGUGGGUUUGGCAGCGGGGCAGGUGCAUGUGGAGGGGAGUGGUGCAGGACCUGCAGCUGCUGCUGGGCAGAGCUUUAAACCUGGGACAGGCAGACCUGACACUGGAACCAAACCCACAGAGCAGAUCCUGGUGAGGUGCACGUGUCACUGCACAGUGGAACAUCUGUCUCUGCUCCUUUCAGAGUCUGCCAGCUCCUUGUUCUCUUGGCAGCUGAAUUCUGGCCAGUAUCUCCUUUCCAUGCUGGUAAUGUCACCUUUAACUUGUUCUCUGAUAACGGUUCAAUGAUCCUUUUAAUGAAGCUUUCAGGAAGAAAUGAAAGCAAGGGGUACUUGUGCUGAUCAGGGUUGACUGAGGUGGAUCAGCUGCAGGCAGGUAAACUCGAGUUCAUCUCCAGCAUCUGUGCAACUUCUUGUGGAUAUUCACAACUCUUGUGCCUCUGCCUUCAGCCCUGGAUGACAAAGCAGAAGUGUUUCUGGAGGAGCAGGCAGUGGAAGGAUUGAUCUCUCCCAGAACUGCUUCAGGAAAAACACAGUUCUCCAAAUCACUGCUCGUGGCAGAGAACGACCAAGCCCAACCUGAAAUCAUCAUUGUUUUCUGAAUCAUGUAGUCCUGUAACUCCAGACAUUGCUAUCCCCUGGCCAUGCAGGAAACUCCUUCACAAAUAAAAGUGUUUGGAAUAAUAUGAUUUUAUUUUUUUACUUGCUUCACACCUGUUCUUUCAAAACUGUUUUGUUGCUUUAGAAACUGAAAGGUGAAAGGUGUUUUGUUCUCAGUUUUAUGCAUAAAUUAUGCUCUCUUAUAUGAGUUAUAUAUUUUGAAUGCAUUGAUUUGAACAAUCAUCAUUAUUAAUUGUUUCUUAAAUCUUUUUAGCCCCUAAUUGUUUGGGGUUUUUAAAUUUCUUAAUUACUGGUGUUGGAGUAGCUGUGUGGAUUUAGCCUGACUUCCACUUCCUGCUGAAAGAAGUUAAAUUUUGUAUCCUGUGCUGUUCCUGCAACUCCCCUGGCUCGAAUAGGAAAUGAAAAAACUGUUUGAAUCAGCAGUAAAUAGAUAAUUUAUGGUUAAGAACUGAUCCAGUGUCAGUUCUAGACAAGGUGAUUGUGUACUGCAUUUGUGCAUGGAAGGGAUGAAACCUGGCUUUCCUUCCCUUGAAUUAAAUUCCUUGGAAUGAAGUGAAACCCAUCCUGGAACUUGGAUUUCACUGAAUCAGAAUUUUCUGUCAUUGCUUUAGUAAAAGAUUUUAGGGGCCUUCUUUCCUUCCCAGACUGUUGUACAGUGAGACUUUGACAGCAUAAGUUUUAUGCUUUUAACCAGAGAGGUACCAGACACCAGUGACAAAACCCAGGGUGUGUCACAGAACACUCCUCUUAUUUAUUGCUUUAAAAUGACCAUUUCCAUGAUGUGAGAUGAUGAUUUGGCUCCUUUCUGGAUAAUAAAGAAUUUAUUUUUAAGUGCAA
Molecule: messenger RNA, 2786 nt
Organism: Passer domesticus (house sparrow)
Lineage: Eukaryota; Metazoa; Chordata; Aves; Passeriformes; Passeridae
Gene: SLC35E1
Product: solute carrier family 35 member E1
Exons: 6
Coding region: 25-1233 (402 amino acids)
Cellular component (GO): Golgi apparatus
Molecular function (GO): antiporter activity
Source: RefSeq, a predicted model, not a curated record